UAUAUAGUAUCUCUUUUUUUUUUUUUCUUUGUAGAUCUUCUUGUUGGCUCUUAGCGACCAUUAAUUCUGUGUAGCUUCCUAGUCGGGGCAGGGACUCAACUAUAUAUUCAGCAUUUCUACUAUUUGUCAAAAGGAGAGAUCAUGGUGAGCGUAGGUUACUUUAAGGAAUUAUGGGUGGACUGGAACAUCGAAGUGCUAGUACUAGUAAGCUUUGUCUUGCAAAUCAUCCUCACCAUCUUUGGUAGCCGCAGAAGAUACAUUCCUGGCAUUGGUAUAAGAUUUGCAGUAUGGUCAGCUUACUUGCUGUCCAAUUAUGUUGCAAAGAUUGCUAUAGGCAAGCUCACUGACAUAGAUACCAAGCAAUUUGAUCUGAGUGAACAGAAACUGAAAGGGUUGUUGGCACCACUGAUCUUUGUGCAAAUUGGAAGCCCGGAUACCAUAACUGCCCUCUCAAUCGAAGACAAUCGUCUGGGAUUGAGGCAAUUUCUUGGCCUACUCAUCCAAGUAGGUGUGGUAAUUUUGAUCAUUGUUCGGUUUUGGAAUAAGCACUCUUCUUUCUCAUUUCUUUUCUUGCUAAUGUUUUUGGCCGGUAUAAGUAAGUAUGGAGAGACAGUAUGGGCUCUGAGUACAGCACUCACAGGUGAAUCUGGCAUAAGUAUUUCAGAAUUUGAUCAAGAAGAAAAUGUUCCUACUUUAUUACGACAAUUACCAGAAAGCAUUCCUGGUGUGGAAUUGAUCUUAAAGGCAUAUUAUCGGUUUAGCUGUUUGAAGCCUCAUCUUGAGAAUUGGCUCUACAAGCCCUUAUAUGAGUCUCUUCCAUGGAUGUCGAUUGAUGGAUAUUCAGCUGAGGAUGUCUUUAGAAUUACAGAUUCUGAACUUGGCUUCAUGUAUGAUGUGCUCUAUACGAAGGCACCUAUUAUAUAUACAUGGCAAGGUUGUAUUCUCCGUAUCAUUAGUUUCUUGAGUUUAGUUUCUACAUUAUGUGGAUUAGCAAUCUUAUCUAGCCAUGCCUCUGCUAAAGUUAAACUUCAAUAUCUUGUAUUCACCUAUGUGUUGCUGAUUGGAGGAGUUGUUCUUGAGCUUUAUCAGAUCAUACUACUACCUUUCACAGAGUGGGCAAUACUCAAAAUGAUGAGGUACCAUAACAUGCCAGCGGUGAUGCAAUGCUUGCGAGUACUUGGCCCAAAGUCAAGUGAGUGGAAAAGAUGGUCCAAUUUGUUGGGACAAUUCAAUUUGUUGAGCUUUUGUCUUCAUGACAAGCAUUUGAAAUAUAGUAGGAUCAUCAAGUUUAGUGGCAUCGACAUGGAGCUAAGAAAGACCAGGAGUAGGACACGUGUGGAAUUCCCUAAGAAAUUGAAAGAACUUAUAGUUCAUGAAAUGAAAGAGGUAGAUAAUGCAAGAAAUGCAAAGCCUGUCACACAAAGAGGUCAUUGGGCACUUGAAAGGCAUGGAUGCCUCAACGAUGAAUUCAAAUGGAGUGUCAAGAGAGAUUUUGAUAAGAGCAUUACCAUAUGGCACAUUGCAACAGACAUUUGUUACCAUUCAGAUGUUCAAUAUGGUGUUACAAACUCUCAAAUUGAGAUGGGUAAAUUGUUAUCAAACUACAUGAUGUAUGUUCUUGUAAUGCGCCCUCACAUGUUUUACUCCACCACAGCAAAUAUCAUAUUCCAACAUACCUACACCGAACUCAUGAUAUUUUUAAGAACUAGACCAUCCUUAGUAAAAGGUGAAGGAGAAGCUUGUAGGAUUUUCAGGACGGAAGAACUUCCUGAAGAAUCAGACUUGGAUAAAAGAAAGGAAACCGUGGUCACAUCUGAUUGGCAUGUACUAAAAGAUGCACAAAGACUCGCCAGGAGUUUGAUGAGCAAGGAGAACAAAUGGAACAUCAUUUGCAGCGUGUGGGUGGAGAUGUUGUGCUAUGCAGCAAGUAACUGUCCAAUGGAGUACCAUGCUGAACAACUAAGGCGAGGUGGGGGUUUGAUCACUCAUGUUUGGCUUCUCCUAGCCCACAAAACAGAUAAGUUCUAUACCAGUGAUUAA
Quercus lobata is the source of this 2040-nucleotide messenger RNA. RefSeq lists its product as uncharacterized. The record is from RefSeq and is a predicted model, not a curated record. The transcript has 2 exons. Bases 142 to 2040 code for a protein of 632 amino acids. NCBI's taxonomy places the organism in Eukaryota, Viridiplantae, Streptophyta, Magnoliopsida, Fagales, Fagaceae.